Molecule: messenger RNA, 794 nt
Organism: Xiphophorus maculatus (southern platyfish)
Lineage: Eukaryota; Metazoa; Chordata; Actinopteri; Cyprinodontiformes; Poeciliidae
Exons: 2
Coding region: 90-758 (222 amino acids)
Source: RefSeq, a predicted model, not a curated record
UGGAGCUCCUGUUUAAUUCCAUCAGAGCGUCAGGUGGCUGGAAUAACAACCCAUCAGCAUGCCAGUUCCAGGCCAUCUUCCGCCGGCUGAUGGUUCGGUGUGGGGUUACACCCAGUGAGACUGGCAAUGUGGCAGCACAAGACAACACCGUGUCCCUGUCUGCUGUUGAAAUGUCCUCUCCUGAAUCUAAUGAAGAGCAUCCCUGUCAUUUUGCUAGGAUUUCAGCCAUUCUGGACGACCACAGCUAUCUUCCGACCAAGUUUGGUGGUCUGGUAGAAAAUGCCUUGGUUUACAUAUCUGGAUUUGUUGUGAGGCAGAUUCUGCGUAAACUAACCUGUGACCCAUGUCGAGUCAGUUUGAUUCAAGAUGCCACACCGUCUUCAUUUGAUGAGAACUACCAUCUUCUCACUUUGAAAAAUAAUGGCGGGUUAGUGAUUCCCUCACAAGGCGUAGUGAAGGUGGUGAGAGCUGCAGAGAGGGUGAUUCGUGGUGCUUCACCAAACCAUCCUCCUAAGCUGUCCGCCGUCACAUACAUAGUCCGUGAAGACAUUGGAACAGAAGAUGUUUUCCAGCUUGGGGAACACACUCAGGAGACACAAUUUGGCAUUGACAAUCACCAUUCUGACUUGCUGUCAUUGGUUGUGUCUGUGUUUCUGAAGAUAAGGAUGCACCACAUUGCAAAAGUCACAUGUCUUGGUUUGCAGAAAGGCAACACCAGAAAAAAGCUCUGCAAAACUGUCCUAUUUCAAGGCUAUUAGAUUGUGUAAAAAUGUAAUGAAUAUGUAAAUAUUGUU